AUGGUGUUGUCUCCAAGUUUAAAGGCCGAGUUUGGUUUUAAUGAGAAGUUUGACAAUUUGCCGGUCAAGCACUGUCUCGUCGAAUCUUAUCCGAGAGUCUGCAAGGUCGGUAUAUCAAAUAUGUUGCUGCUUGUUGUCAUUAUCUGCACGUUUACCAAAGUCAUCCAGUGCGCCGUGGUUCUCUGGAAGCUACCGGAGUACACAAUUGUUACACCAGGUGAUGCCAUAGCAUCAUUUAUAGCUAAACCCGAUGACUACACGAGCGGGCUUGGGUCACUGGAUAUUAUUGAUAGCAAUCGGCUUAAUAUUCAAUCUCGCCGGUUCUGGUCAUCAGAUGAGGUAUCUUCCUUAACAGAAACAACAAAACCUCGCCAGUGGUUUGAUCUAGAGAGGCGCUAUAUAUCAACUAUACCUCGGGCUGUAUGGAUCCGCACGUAUAUUCUAUUACUGCUGCCUUCAAUGGGACUACUGUCUGCAGGGCUUGCACUCUCUUACGAGUCAAACACAUUUUCCUUCCAGGGACCAUUCGGCCAGUCAGACACGAACCGAAGAAGUGGUGGAAUGGACGGGGCUGGGUAUCUACUCGUGAUUAUUGCUUCUAAUAGUCCCCAGCUUCUAUUAUCAAUCUGCUACUUCUCUUACAAUGGAUUUUUUACUCGCCUCCAAGUUGAGCGGGAGUGGAACUCCUACAGCCUAAAAUAUCAACCCCUUCGGGUUUCCCAUCCUAGAGGCCAGCAAGUCUCGAGCUAUAGGUUACAACUGCCUUAUAAGUAUAGCAUACCCCUCAUAACUAUGAGCGUGGCCUGCCACUGGCUCUUGUCUAAUGCAUUAUUUUUGUACAUAAUCGAAGGUGGAUUCUGGGGAAGAAGCUAUGCGGAAAACACGAAAGCAUAUUUCCAGGUUUCUGAUAACUCUUUGGUCUCUUUCGGAUAUUCACCACCUGCUAUGCUGUCAUUUUUCAUUGUUUGUUGUGUCCUCAUGCCCUUACCAUUGCUCUUCAGCCUGCGAAAGCCUAAGGGGAAGAUGGUGAUAGGGGCCUCAGACUCGUUAGUUAUAUCAGCAGCUUGCCACUGUUUUAUAUCCCCACCGGCCGACGUUCAAAGCCAAGCAGGUUCACCCUCGAACGAUGAAGUGGUCGUCAACACCCAUGACCAUGAAGAUGAUAUCAGGAGGCUAGCAACGGAUGAUUUCGACGACCGAGAAGAAGAAAUGCUGCUGGAAUUGUCUCAAUCGAAACUGAAAUGGGGUGCUACAUGCCUACCAAGUGACGUUGCCGAGGCUAUGAGCGAGGAGAGUGGAAACACGGUAAUGCACCUUGGCUUCGGCGGUGAGUCAUCUAAUGUUAGAUGUCCUGAAGAGGGGGAAUGUUUAACAUCUCGCCGUUUAAAUAAAAACAACAACUUAACUAAGCUAUUAUCAACCAUGGCUGACUUAAAGGUUGAUCUCACUGCCCCAAACGGCAAGAAGUUUACCCUCCCUACCGGUCUUUUUAUUAAUAAUGAAUUCGUUAAAUCAAGCUCAGGGGCCAAGAUUGCGAGCAUUAACCCGACAAAUGAGCAAGAAAUAUGUUCUGUCGAAGCAGCUAGCGUCGAAGACAUUGAUAAAGCCGUAGCUGCUGCAAGAGCUGCACUGAACCAUGAGUCAUGGCGAGAUAUCUCUCCAACUGAUCGCGGUAGGAUGAUGUAUAAAUUGGCGGAUAUAAUCGAACAAGAAGAGGAUAUCCUAGCCACUAUCGAAACCUGGGAUAAUGGCAAACCACUUGGCGACUCUCAUGGAGACGUAUCUGAGGUCGUCAAUACCAUUCGAUACUAUGCUGGCUAUGCUGACAAGAUCCACGGCGAAACUAUUCCCACCACAAACCAGAAGUUUGCCUACACAUUGAAACAACCUAUUGGAGUCUGCGCUCAGAUCAUCCCUUGGAACUACCCAAUGGCGAUGGCGGCAUGGAAAUUGGGACCAGCACUUGCCUGUGGAAAUACAGUUGUCAUGAAGCCUGCUGAGCAAACUCCUCUAUCCAUCCUAUACUUGGCGAGUCUCAUACCCAAGGCUGGCUUCCCUCCCGGAGUUGUCAACAUUACCAAUGGGUAUGGUAGAGAGGCUGGCCAUGCGCUCGCAAGCCAUCUGGAGAUCGACAAGGUUGCCUUUACCGGCUCGACUGUAACAGGAAAGCAGAUUAUGAAGACAGCUAGCGUCAACAUGAAGAACAUCACCCUCGAAACUGGUGGUAAAUCUCCUCUGCUAGUCUUCGAAGACGCUGAUAUCGAGCAAGCAGCGAAAUGGGCGCAUGCCGGAAUCAUGAGCAACAUGGGCCAGAUCUGCACGGCGACCUCGCGUAUCCUCGUCCAAGAGAACAUCUACGAUAAAUUCGUAGAGAAGUUCCGGGAGGAGGUCAAGAACACGAGCAAGGUCGGCGACCCCUUCGAGGAGGGUACAUUCCAAGGCCCUCAAGUUACCAAGGCGCAGUACGAGAGGGUCCUGAGCUUUGUGGAAUCAGGUAAGUCAGAAGGAGCCACACUAACGGACGGAGGUAUCCCUUGUCCGCUCAAUGGAAAGGGUUACUUCGUCGCGCCUACCGUCUUCACCAAUGUAAAGGAUAGCAUGAAGAUUUACCGAGAGGAGGUGUUCGGCCCUUUCGUUGUCAUCGUGCCGUUCAAGGCUGAAGAUCAAGCAAUCACGAUGGCGAACGACACCACCUACGGACUAGGCUCAGCUAUCUUCACCCAGAACCUCGAGCUUGCUCAUCGCGUUGCCGCGCGCAUCGAGGCGGGUAUGGUCUGGAUCAACUCUUCCAACGAUUCGGAUUUCAGAGUCCCGUUCGGAGGUGUGAAGCAGAGCGGUAUCGGCCGAGAGCUAGGAGAAGCUGGUCUCGCCGGAUACUUGCAAACCAAGUCCAUUCAUGUGAAUCUAGGUCAGAAAUUGUAA
Messenger RNA from Daldinia childiae, 2922 nucleotides. Its product is annotated as Aldehyde dehydrogenase. Gene Ontology annotation, molecular function: oxidoreductase activity, acting on the aldehyde or oxo group of donors, NAD or NADP as acceptor. The record is from RefSeq and is a predicted model, not a curated record. Lineage: Eukaryota; Fungi; Ascomycota; Sordariomycetes; Xylariales; Hypoxylaceae. The transcript has 7 exons. Bases 1 to 2922 code for a protein of 973 amino acids.